Molecule: messenger RNA, 4413 nt
Organism: Rhipicephalus sanguineus (brown dog tick)
Lineage: Eukaryota; Metazoa; Arthropoda; Arachnida; Ixodida; Ixodidae
Product: major facilitator superfamily domain-containing protein 4A
Exons: 11
Coding region: 566-2239 (557 amino acids)
Biological process (GO): transmembrane transport
Source: RefSeq, a predicted model, not a curated record
CGGCGCUAAAUCGAAAAUAGUGUCGCCAGAUGUCGCCGUACCCUCUUACGGGACGAAAAAACAAGAGAACGUCACGGUAGAGCACAGAGGGGCGGGACGGAGCCCGCCGCGGGUGCUUUUGUUUUUGUAGCGAUCUUCGCGCACCUCUUUAGGGAACACGGAGGAGGAAGAGAGAGAGUGAGUCGGCUUUUUUUUCCCUAAACACGUCGUCGUGUGGGAGUCCAUUCCGGCCCGGCCGCAAGUGGCACUGCAGCCUGCCCCUCCGUACCCGUUCUCAAGCCCCGGCGCUCGCUCAGCGGCGUCGGAACCCAGAGGACAGUCCGUGAAGCGAAACGACCCGCUGAUCGACCAGCAGUGCACGCGUGUUCGUCGAGAGAUGCGGUUAUAGCGGAUCGGCAAGCGGAGCCCGCCGCCUCUUCUCGAAGACGAGCUUCUACUUGCUCCCGAGGUGAACUCGCCGCCGCACGCAGGACCCUCCGUGUCUUUAACGUUCGGGAUCUCUGUUCCGGGAGGGGAUUCUCGAAGGCGUCUUCCGCCAGGACCCGUUCGUCCGAACCCAGGGGUCAUGGAGCCGUCGUCGGCCGGUGGAACGGCGGUCGACGGCGUGUCAUCUGUCUCCAAGCGGGAGUACUUCCUGGACCUGUUCUGGCGGCACAAGCACACCACGAUCACGCUGUGCUUCGUGUUCUGGAGCUUCGGCAUGUGCGUCGCCUUCCUGGGACCGACGCUGUUGGAUUUGGGUUGCAAGACCCAGACCGUGUUCUCCACCAUGUCCUGGGUGUUCUUCAGCCAGUCACUGUUCAUCCUGCUCGGCGCGGCCGCAGGCGGCGUCCUCGUCGAAAGGCUGACGCCCAACCUGACGCUAGUGCUGGGCACGGCCAUGAUGACGAUCACCAUGGCUCUGAUUCCGGUGUGUCACGUGCUCGCCAUGCUCGCCGUGGUGCUGGCCAUCAUGGGCUUCUUCAUGGGAUGCAUCGACACCGUCUCCAAUGUGUACAUGAUACGGAUAUAUUCAAAAGACGUCUCGCCGUUCCUACAAGCGCUGCACUUUUUCUAUGGCAUCGGGGCGUUCGUGAGCCCGAUGAUCGCCCAGCCAUUCUUGCUGAACGAGGACUGUUCGCUGUUCAUCGACAACAGCUCCGAACCCACGUUCGACCAAGAGGACAUGAAUCCCUCUGGGGGAGGCCUUCCUGCUACGUCGCUCGCCGAGGCCCAACGCAAGACACACAUCGACUACGCAUUUUGGAUCAUGGCCCUGCUCAUGGUACCCGUAGUCGUGUUAGCUCUGUCCCUGGUUGGAAAACAGUGGUACCGGCGGCGCCUUGCCUCCCAGGAUCCGGGAACGAAGCAGGCUUGGUACGAGUCUGUGGACGACCCAACUGUGCCAGCCGUUCCGGACAAGACGGGCAAGGCGACGGGCACUUCCCAGAUUAUUCUGGUUGCACUUCUCACCGCAGCCAUGAUGUUCCUCUAUGAUGGACUUCAGGCUGCAUAUGGCGGCUACAUCUACUCCUACGCCGUGAAGGGAGCUGCUCGUCUUCCAAGAGCCGACGCUGCCUACCUCAACGCCCUCUUCUGGGGCAUGUUUGCCAUGGGUCGGCUCAUAUCCAUCGCCCUGGCCACCAAGCUAGCCCCGGCUCUCAUGCUUCUGUGCAACGUGUGCGGCUGUACGCUGGGCGUCACCCUGAUGCUAUGCGUUCCCUGGAGCAAAGCCGUGCUCAUCAUGGGCACCAUGAUGAUGGGCAUCUUCAUGAGCAGCGUCUUCCCAACCGCGCUGUCGCUCGCCGAACAGUGCAUCUACGUGUCACCUCGUAUAACAAGCACGCUAGUCUUCGGCGCAGCGCUGGGCGAGAUGUCGAUGCCUGUCAUCUUGGGACACGAGUUUCACCGCGUAGGACCAACAGCGUUUCCAGUCACCUGCAUGGUCCUAUGCGUGCUUUCUUGCGUCGUCUACAUAGGACUCUGGGCUGUCGGCCAUCAGCUCACUGGAGGACGAGGCCUCAUCACCGCCUGGCUCUUCGGAGCCAAGCCCGAGUGCGGCGAGGAUUCCGGCCUGAUGACGCAGCACGUGCGCUACUACUCGCGCAUGCGCAGCGACCUGUCCGACAACAGCGUCGACGAGCACGAGAGCACUCUCACUUCCGGUCCAGAGCUGCCGGCGACGCAGCAAGCGCCGCCCGCCGCCGUCAUGUCUCCCGUCGCCUCCUCUGGCGGCUCGCUCAACCCAUUCCAGCAGUAGUAACGGCGACCUCUUUAUUGCCCCUACUUAACCAAAGCCAUCAAUCAAACCGGUGGCACUCACUCGGACCGCGCGGUCUGUCGGCGAUGAACUCGACGUCUCCGAGAAAGGAGCUGCAAUUUCUUCCCCACAAAACAGAUUUAACCAUUCCUUGUUGUCGUACUAGACGUGUAGAUAAGAGGGUGCCAUGCGACUUAGUAGCACCGUAUAAAUUAAGAGUGAGCGUGCUGCGUACAUGCUGUCGACUGGAAAUAUUUCCUUUCUGGGUAGCGCUGUUUUUUUAGCAACGCAGUUUUUUUGAGGCAGCAGGGCAUGGCUAAACACCUUGCAAGCGCAUUGCCUAGUCUUUAUUAAUAAAUUGAGUGUGCCAGGUGCAAAAAUCACUCGAAUAGAGCACACUAGAGCGACGGGAAGGCUUUUGCGAGAACAUUCCUGGUCACGUCUUCCCAUGAGACCGUCAAACAAGCAUCGUUAGAGUGUUGUCGCACUGUGCGACAGUGUCCCGCUAACCUCAUGGUAUGGUAGAGAUGUCAGAAUUGAAAUGUUCGAAGAUGACAUUACAAGAUGUCGGCAGCAAGGCAGACAUCUUGUCUUUCCCACGUUCUGGUGGGUGUCUCUAACUUGGUACGCCUACGCGUCGCUGAAACAUAAUUCUCUCGGUGCUGGGGAAGUGGAUGCAAACGACUGUGUUGGUGCUGACUGCCAAUAUUAUGUCAUUUUUUUGUUUAACAACAGCCCGCAGGAUAUCGAUGACGAUGAUCGAACUGUCCGUGCUAAGCUGCUGCUGACACGUAGAGGCAUUGUUUUCAUGCAAGGAUUUGUGGUCCCUCGAUUAUUCAACUACUCCUUGGAAGCAUUCCGCCAAGGAUUGUCAUUUCCAUUGCGUGUUAGUCCAACCCAGCGUUUCGCGGUGUCGCAGCCGCCAGUGGCGCAGUGGUCGCGGUAGUGUCAUCGCAAUCAGGGUGCGAGUUAUGCGCACAUCUUAUUACAAAGCUCUGAUCGAACGCGUUUGUUAAUUCUCUACCGUAUCCUUUACCGCCCGUAGACCUUAUGCGAGAGUAAGCUGCAUGCGUUAGGCUAUUAGAGCGGUACAUGCACUGGCGUAAGGUAAAUGAAAUGACGCUGACCCUCAAGCUGUAGCGAUGUGCUGCCCACUGACGCUAAGGCUGACAAACGAAGGCUCUGAGGUGGUGCUAAAGCACGGAACCUCGUUGCCGAAGUAUACCUUAUUUCCAUUGCAGUGACGUCAGAGAUGCGAUCGCUCAACCAGCGUCACCAAGCACAGGCAUUAUGCAAUCUUCCUCAUGUAUGCCCGUCUCUCACACUGGCGCCUGCGUAGGAAGGCUGCAAGGCGAGAGUCGAGAUGUGAACGUUUUCCUACAAGUUUUUAUGUACCCUUUUAUACCUGCAGUUGCUUCACUAAAUUCCGUGUACUUCGUUAUUAGCUUAGUGCUAUCAAUAACUUGAUUUCGCUCUAAGCACAAUGAAGCGAAUACGAUUUCUUCUUGCGGCGGUCGAAUUUCGAUGAAGGCAAGAUGCAAGAACGUCCGUGUACUUUGUUUCAGCUGUGCCGACGUAAUGGAUACACACUUUCCCAACUAGGGUUAACCUCAUAAGGAAAUCGUCGUUUCGGCGCGUAGAGCUACACAAUUUUUAAUAUUUACUUGAUCCCCGCUUGACUUACAGGUAUUGCCGGGCCGCGAGAAGUAGCUGCAGAUUUAGUACAUCAUUCAGGAGCUCACUUGCAGAAACGUCGUCAGUUUCGUAGAUCGCUGUAAUUUUUUCAUUCUUGUUUCGGGCGAAUGAGACGCGUCGUGUUUCGUGCCGUAGUGAAAAAUGUUUGCGGUCCAGGAUGGAUCACUAUUUCCCUAGUGAAAAGAAAAAAAGAAAUGAAGCAGUAGUGUGGCGGUGUACUUGAAAUUCAGCUGCAAAGUUGUUUUCUUCCAUCCAUGCUUUACCACAAUGUUCACGAUGCCGAACUAUCAUAGCUUUUUGACACCUAUGGUGAGCAUCAGGUGAUAUUUGACGGUCAUACUGUUUUAAUGAGGGUGCAUUGUCUUUGCCGCUUAUGAUAAGGAAGAUCGUUAUUUUAGAGAAUCUUGGCCUGUGUUGACUGAAAGGCAUGAGACAGGCCUAGUUUUUCGCUCUUUAAACACGAUAUCUGCGGAAGAAGC